Molecule: messenger RNA, 2824 nt
Organism: Tachysurus fulvidraco (yellow catfish)
Lineage: Eukaryota; Metazoa; Chordata; Actinopteri; Siluriformes; Bagridae
Product: C-type mannose receptor 2-like
Exons: 6
Coding region: 194-1150 (318 amino acids)
Source: RefSeq, a predicted model, not a curated record
UGGUACAGAAUGUUCAAUGUUCAUUUUUGUUAUUCACAACAUUUUCUAUUACAAAACGCUGUCUGGGCCUGGAGCCUUUCUUCUCUUGAUCUUCCUGAAGACCUGACACACAUCAUCUUCACUGAAUUGAUUUGAAAGUGUGGCUGAUCCGGGGUUACAGAAGUGAAGUUUCCAGCAACAUACAGUAUCAGUAAUGAAGCAUCAUCUGUUUGUAUACCUGCUUUUCACAGGAGUUCUCCCCCUUGUCCUGCCUCUAUCUCGUAAGUACUAUCUGAUCAAGGAGGGAAGAACAUGGAGUGAAGCUCAGGCUUACUGUCAAGCCAACUACACUGACUUGGCGGUCAUCAAAAGUAACACUGAGAUGGUCAAUCUUCAGAGUGUAGCACAGGCACAAUACUUUUCAUCCAGUGCUUGGAUUGGAAUGUACACUAACAUCAACAAAUGGUACUGGACCUUUGGAAAUGAGUCAGUGGGAGGUUUUACUCCCUGGACCCCUGGGGAACCUAACAACUUGUAUGGAAACGAAGUGUGUGGCUUCAUAGGUGCAGCGAAAUGGUUUGAUGCCCCGUGCAGCUGGUUGUUAUACUUUAUGUGUUUUGAUGACAGGGAGAAUGCUACAGAAAGGUACAUUGUAAUUACUCAGCUUAAAACGUGGUAUGAUGCUCAGAGCUACUGUAGGCAGCAUUAUACAGACCUGGCCAGUGCAAGAAAUGCAACAGAAAACUCUAUUGUUGGGGCAAAGAACUAUGGGGCCUGGAUUUGGAUUGGCCUUGUGAGAGACCCCUGGUAUUGGACAGACCAGACCACCGAUGUGUCCGUAAUGAAGUGGUGGGCUGGAAACACUGAUGAUUAUCUGAAGAAUAAAAGUUGUGUCUAUUUAAAUGGUGGUCUGGCUGAUGUAGAACAGUGCUCAAACAUACUGCCUUUCUUCUGUUACUUAUUCCCAACACAGCAGAGGAUCAUAAGAAUGAAGGUGAAGUCCAGUCAGGAUGUGAAUGAUCCUACAAUAAUGACAGCUAUUGAGGAGAAGCUCAAGCAGAAACUGAAGGAUAAUGGAAUGGCUGAGAACAUCACUGUGACAUGGAGAAAGCAAUCAGAUGGAGUGGUGUUUCACAAGGAGGAGGAAAACAUUGCUGCAGUGACUAAUUAGGGAGACUUGUGAUCUCUAAAUCUCAUAUAGUGUAAAUUCUGUAGUGCACCGAUAACUUUUAGUUUGAGGACACAGAGUGUGUGUAAUAUUUUAGAGUUCUUAAAUAGAACUUUUACUAGUAAAAGGUCCCUGAGUUACUCAUUUCUGUGUGAAUUCUGUCACAAAUACAUUGAGUAAGCGUACAUUACAACAUUGCAUUAGCCAGUAAGAUAGAUAGUCGGUUUAGUUUUGGUUUCCUUCUCUAGUUUUAAAUGUUUUUAAAGGUGCUGUUCAAAUGAAAUUUUUAAGUUAUGCGUAAUAAAAUUGAAUGACAACAGAAAAGGCAUUGAAAAAUGAAGAAAGUGAGGGGCAAAAGGGUAUGGAAAGCCAAGACACCAGCUGAAAUCUAUCAGUAAUUAGAAAGCAAUCCUGCCACUUAUCAGUGUAAAUUAAUAUUAACUGGUUCAGUCCCAACUGAUGGCCUAUAAAAAGGUGUAUUAUUACCAAAAAGUCACACAAGAAACAUCUCAUGAUCAGUAAAAGCAAAUAGCUCUCUCAGGACCUUUACAACCUUGUUGUUGCAAAACAUACUGACCGCAUUGUUUACAGAAUGAUUUGUAAAUAUCUGAAUGUUCCAGUGAGUACUUUUGGGGAAAUAAUCUAGAAGUAGAAAGAACAUAAUUUUACCAUAAACAGGCCACAACCAGGUGAUUUCUGACAGAAAAAGCAUGUUGAAACUUGCUGCACAACAUUUAGACAAGUCUGUGAAAUUCUGGAGAAUAUAGCCUGGUCAAGUGAGAGCAAAUAUGAACUGUACCAUAAUACACCUCAUGUUUGGAGUUCACAUGGCACUGCACAUCAACCCGAAAUCACCAGACCAACAGUGAAGUUUGGAAGUGAGACCAUUAUAACAUUAGUGUACAUUACAACUUUGCAUUAGCCUGUAAGAUAGAUGGUCGGUUUAGUUUUGGUUUCUUUCUGUUGUUUUAAAUGUUUUUAAAGGUGCUGUUGAAAUGAAAUUUUUAAAGACCAUCAUGAUGUGGAACUGUUUUUAUGCAUCGAAUAUUGCACACUUCAUAUAAUUGAAGGAAGGACGAAUAGAAAAUUGUAUCACUUAAAAAAAUCUGCUACAAUCUACCAUGAUGAUGAAUAUGAAACAAGGAUGGACAUUUCAGCAUGACAAUGAUCCGAUUCACACAGCCAAGGAAACACUCAGAGAAAGUAAAUGACGCUGCCUGACUUAAACAGGACAAAAAAAUAGAAAAUAUAUGGAAAGAACUAAACAACUGAGUUCAUAGUAGAGGCCUGCAGAACCUUCAAGAUGAGCAGUACAUGUGACUAGUUUAUCGAUACAGUUUCUUCAGUGUAUUGAAGCUGUCAUUACCAACAAAGGCUUUUGUACCUUGGGUUGUUACAGACAUCUGGUGAAAAUCUCAUGUCAACAGCACUUGAAAUUUAUUUACUGAGAAAAAUAGUGACGUGUUCAAUACGUAUUUUACCCACAUUACCUGUAAUUCUCUGUACCAACAGCCCUCUAUAUGAUCUAGAAUAUAUAUUUAGGUCUAGUGUUUCUGAGUGUCCUGAGAACAUCAGACAGAUACAAAAACUCUGACAGACUUUAAUACUUGUGUGCAUUUUGAUUUCUUUGUUACUGAAAAUAUGAAUGUAUGAAAAACUGAUCAUCAGAACUUUACU